AUGGACACAGAACUCCACCAGACUCAGGGCAUCCGCCUCGCAGUCGAAGGCUGCGGCCACGGCACCCUCCACGCCAUCUACGCCUCCGUCGCCGAAGCCUGCAAACGCAAGCACUGGCCCGAUGUCGACCUGCUCAUCAUCGGCGGAGACUUCCAAGCAGUCCGCAACGCCUACGAUCUCAAUUGCGUCAGCAUGCCGCCCAAAUACCGCGAAAUGGCCGACUUCCACGAAUACUACUCCGGCCAGCGCGUCGCUCCCUACCUCACUGUUUUCGUCGGCGGCAACCACGAGGCCAGCAAUCACUUGUUCGAACUCUACUACGGCGGCUGGGUGGCGCCCAACAUCUACUACAUGGGCGCCGCCAAUGUGCUGCGCUUGGGUCCACUGCGCAUCGCCGGCCUCAGUGGGAUUUGGAAGGGCUACGACUACCGGAAGCCGCACUUUGAGAGACUGCCUUAUAACGAGAAUGACCUGAAGAGCAUCUACCACGUGCGCGAGCGAGACGUGAGGAAGCUGUUACAGGUGAGAAGUCAGGUCGACAUCGGUAUCAGUCAUGAUUGGCCAAAGGGCGUGGAGUGGAAGGGCGAUUGGAAACAACUGUUUCGCUUCAAGCCGCAUUUGGAGCAGGAUGCGCGCAACGGACAACUCGGGAGUGUGGCUGCAAAAUACGCUAUGGACUGGCUACGUCCGAAGCUGUGGUUCAGUGCUCAUCUGCAUUGCAAGUAUGCGGCCAUUCCACCGCCGCAAAUCGAUAACGCCACCACCCAUUUCCUGGCUCUGGACAAGUGCUUGCCUGGAAGACACUUCCUGCAGCUCAUGGAGGUGCCAUGCGAGGGCGAGGUAGACAGCCUGCGACCGCUGAAGCUCACGUACGAUCGCGAAUGGCUUGCCAUCACCCGAACAUUCGCCAUGGAUGGUCCCUCUCCGAUCGCUGAUGCUGACGUCCCCGAGAAAGAUCGGACCAACUCCAUACUCGAAGACUAUGGAGAAAUGAUCGACAAGCGAAGGCUUUGGGUUGACGAGCAUGUCAGCGACGCCGAUUUGGUCGUCCCGGAGAAUUUCGAGAUUACAGCCCCCGUUUAUGAUGGUGGGAACUGGAACCUCCCUCAGUACGCUGACGGCCGAGAACAUCCCAAUCCCCAAACUGCGCGCUUCUGCAAGAUGUUGGACAUCCCCAACGCAUUUGAGAUUACCGACGAGGAGAUUGAUCGCCGAAUGAGGAGCGGCCCGCGCAUCGACCCCGUAUCAGAGCGGUCCAACGGUGGAAGAGGACAAGGUGGAUCGCACCAAGGGAGAUAUCGUGGUGGCGGCAGAAACCGAGGCGGGCGUGGUCGUGGCCGUGGCCGCGCUUGGUGA
This is a messenger RNA of Neohortaea acidophila, 1356 nucleotides long. RefSeq names its product lariat debranching enzyme, C-terminal domain-containing protein. Gene Ontology annotation, biological process: mRNA splicing, via spliceosome. The record is from RefSeq and is a predicted model, not a curated record. Gene Ontology annotation, molecular function: RNA lariat debranching enzyme activity. Bases 1 to 1356 code for a protein of 451 amino acids. Lineage: Eukaryota; Fungi; Ascomycota; Dothideomycetes; Mycosphaerellales; Teratosphaeriaceae. The transcript has 2 exons. Gene Ontology annotation, cellular component: nucleus.